Aspergillus puulaauensis is the source of this 1677-nucleotide messenger RNA. RefSeq names its product sugar porter family MFS transporter. The coding region runs from base 1 to 1677 and encodes 558 amino acids. The record is from RefSeq and is a predicted model, not a curated record. Gene Ontology annotation, biological process: transmembrane transport; carbohydrate transport. Gene Ontology annotation, cellular component: membrane. NCBI's taxonomy places the organism in Eukaryota, Fungi, Ascomycota, Eurotiomycetes, Eurotiales, Aspergillaceae. Gene Ontology annotation, molecular function: carbohydrate:proton symporter activity. The transcript has 11 exons.
AUGGCUCCCGACACAGGCUUCGGCCUGGUAAUGCAGAAUCCGUAUCUCUGCGGCGUGGCUUCGUUCUCGACCCUUGGGGGCCUGCUGUUCGGUUACGACCAAGGCGUCAUCAGCGGCGUCAUCACCAUGGAGUCGUUCGCAGCGCUGUUCCCUCGGGUGUUCUCUGAUAGCGGCUUCAAGGGCUGGUUCGUAUCUACGCUUCUCUUAGCUGCAUGGCUUGGAUCCCUCAUCAACGGCCCUGUUGCCGACCGUAUGGGGCGAAAGCUAUCCAUUAACCUUGCAGUUGUUGUGUUUGUCGUUGGGUCCGCUAUCCAGUGUGGCGCAGUGAAUAUCCCAAUGCUCUUUGUUGGCCGGGCAAUUGCUGGGCUAGCAGUCGGUAUGCUGACCAUGGUGGUGCCCCUGUACAUAUCCGAGGUGUCUAUUCCUGAAAUCCGCGGAGGCCUGGUUGUUGUGCAGCAACUGUCGGUGACCAUCGGUAUCUUGAUCAGCUACUGGAUCGACUACGGCACCAACUACAUCGGUGGCUCCCGGUGCGCCCCCGAGCUUCCUUAUACUGGGGGCACGACAGCCAAACCAGCCUUCGACCCAUACAACGAUGUCCCAGCAGGCGGCUGCACCGGCCAGUCCGAAGCUUCAUGGCGUCUCCCAUUAGCCAUCCAGAUUGUCCCUGCUGUGGUACUUGGAAUUGGCAUGCUGUUCUUUCCAGACUCCCCUCGCUGGCUGCUGAUGAAGGAGCGCGACGAUGAGGCCCUUUCGGCGCUGUCACGACUCCGUCGACAGCCUCGCGACAGCUCUCCUCUGCAGAACGAGUAUCUGGAAGUCCGGGCGUCAAUUAUGCUUGAGAACACCUUUGCCCGGGACAGUUUUCCUAAUGUAUCUGGGGUUAAGCUCCAUGCGGCUCAGUAUCUAUCGCUCUUCACCAACUGGGCACGCUUCAAACGGCUGGCUAUUGGUUGCUGCGUGAUGUUCUUCCAGCAGUUCAUGGGGUGCAAUGCGAUGAUCUACUACGCACCCACAAUAUUCGGCCAGCUUGGUCUGGACGGCAACACCACGUCGCUCCUUGCCACAGGCGUCUACGGUAUUGUCAACUGUCUCAGUACCCUACCAGCUCUCUUCUUCAUUGACAAAGUUGGCCGACGUGUUCUGCUCAUGGCCGGUGCUACCGGUACCUGCAUCUCGCUGGUCAUCGUGGGUGGCAUCCUUGGGGGCUAUGGCGCCAGCUUGGUGGAUCACAAGUCUGCUGGCUGGGCUGGCAUCGCCUUCAUUUAUAUCUACGACAUCAACUUCUCGUACUCGUUUGCCCCUAUCGGGUGGGUUCUGCCCUCUGAAAUCUUCAAUCUGUCCAUUCGCUCCAAAGCCAUCUCAAUAACCACGUCGGCCACCUGGAUGUGCAACUUCAUCAUUGGCCUUGUCACACCAGAUAUGCUCGACUCGAUCUCCUGGGGAACCUACAUCUUCUUUGCAGCCUUCUGCCUCCUGGCCCUGGCGUUUACAUUCUUCUGUAUUCCGGAAACCCGUGGCAAGACCCUUGAAGAUAUGGACCUCAUCUUUGGAGAUACGGCAGCCCACGAGGAGAAGCAGCGCAUCAAGCACAUUGAGGGGGAGCUGCGUGGGAUCCCUGUUGAUAUCAAUGAAGAUCUGAAGCCAGGAGACGAGCAUACCGAGAUUGUAGAUUAA